Messenger RNA from Sphaeroforma arctica JP610, 381 nucleotides. RefSeq lists its product as hypothetical. The record is from RefSeq and is a predicted model, not a curated record. The annotation marks the transcript as partial. The transcript has 2 exons. NCBI's taxonomy places the organism in Eukaryota, Ichthyosporea, Ichthyophonida.
GAGCCACUACCAAGCCCGCACGAGCCUCCGGCACAGCGUAUAGCCCGGAGUGAGACUAUUGUUAGUUUCCAUAUGCCCAGCAUAUCCACUAACACCAGCAGACCGGGAUCAAGUUCCAGUACCGUAGCUCCAUCCGCAUCUCAAAGCAGAGCCUCCCCUGUGCCGAGUGACCAAUCUCCAGCGCAACUCGCCCCAGGCGACCCCACAACUAUGGCCAAACCAACCACAUCAAACGAUGCACUCUCCGAUCUGUUCAGCGACACCGAUAGUGAUAUGGGUGUGGAUUGAGGGGGCUGAUCAUCAGACUCGUAGAGUUUAUACCCAUGUAUAUGUAUCUUUAUACGCGUAUAUGCUUCUAUAUACAUAAAUAUGAAUCUACAC